AUGUCGUCUUACAUUCUCUACACUCCGGCUACAACCAGCAUUUUCGCUCCCCAGGUAACCACGUACUCUGGAUCCCAGGCAAAGGUGCCCCCUAAUACUCCACCGCCGCCUCCCUCCCCGGUCAUCCUCCCAACCACUGGGGGCAUAACGUAUUACGUCGGCGGCGCCGCCUACCCUUAUUCUUCUUCUUCUUCCCCUCCGUCACUGCCGCCGUCGUCUCCUCACCCCGCCUCGGCCCUCCUCCCUCCAGCAAUCUGCUUCGGCGUCGCGGUGCCGACCCGGCAGACCCGGCAGACGACGGUCACGACCGCGGCGCUGCCCGGCGGCGGGACCGUGACGUGGUGCUCGGCGCCGGCGUCCCUCCCCGCUGCUGCUGCUGCUAUUUCGACUAUUACUGCUGGUGUCGUCGGUGGUUCUCGGGUGGUGGUGCAGAUGGCGGGCGGGCUACCGUUGCGACUCGCGCCUUGA
Molecule: messenger RNA, 468 nt
Organism: Thermothelomyces thermophilus ATCC 42464
Lineage: Eukaryota; Fungi; Ascomycota; Sordariomycetes; Sordariales; Chaetomiaceae
Exons: 2
Coding region: 1-468 (155 amino acids)
Source: RefSeq, a predicted model, not a curated record